This is a messenger RNA of Symbiodinium sp. CCMP2592, 864 nucleotides long. Lineage: Eukaryota; Dinophyceae; Suessiales; Symbiodiniaceae. The record is from the annotation of a GenBank genome assembly.
AUGCCCCGCACAUGCCGCAACCAGGCUCGACUGAGCACGCGAAAGCCGCUGCUCAGAGCAGCAGCCAAGGCACAGUCGGCCUCUCCAGCGCGGCAUUUCGACUUGGGAGGUGGCUUCGGAUCAGCCCCGUCCGAAGACCUGGUAGAUUUCACGCAAAGGCCAGCACGUGCCGUGGAGCUGCAAGCCGAGAGGCGCAGGAGUUUCGGGGAGCCCGCGCCCCCGCAGUGGGAAGAGGCCAGAAAAGAGGUGAAGCGCUACUUCAAGAGCCGCAAUGGCGAAGAUGGGGAAAGCUCCAGCGAUGAAGAGGAUUUCGACGCGAAAUAUGGGCCGCCACCCCCGGUUGCAGAGAGGCUGUCCAAGAUCAAGUCAGCAGUGCUGAAGGCGAAAACCCUCGAAGAGGUGGAGGAGGUCAAGGCCGCGAUGAGGAAGGGUGCAGAUUGGCGCAAGGUCGCCCCCUGGAUCCGGCGGAGCCCAACGCUGGCUGAGUACAGGCGCGAGGAGGAGGGUAAGCCCAGCGUCGACUGGGUGGGCCUGGCCGGGCUGCGUCAAACCUCGGUUGGGCCCUCCGAGGAGCCCCCAGUGCCGCCCCCCAAGGAGAAGCCGCGGAAGGUCCGAUCGCGGAGUCCGAGGCCCCCUCGAGAUGCCCCGCCGCCAUCGGAUGACGAAGAUGCCGACAUCAGCCCGACUGCUGCUAGGCACCCCUCCUCCGUGACGAUGCGCGGCGCACAACGCGCCCUGCGAGAGAAGGGUGCUCGAUUUGGUGAGGAGCUACCGCCCUUGAGGCCGCAGCCCCUGUACCGGGGCCUGGAGACCAGUACUAUGGGGCUGGAGAGGCAGUGCUUUAAAAAGGGCACCAUGUAUUAG